Babesia sp. Xinjiang is the source of this 1287-nucleotide messenger RNA. RefSeq names its product UDP-N-acetylglucosamine pyrophosphorylase. Gene Ontology annotation, biological process: UDP-N-acetylglucosamine biosynthetic process. The transcript has a single exon. Bases 1 to 1287 code for a protein of 428 amino acids. Gene Ontology annotation, molecular function: UDP-N-acetylglucosamine diphosphorylase activity. The record is from RefSeq and is a predicted model, not a curated record. NCBI's taxonomy places the organism in Eukaryota, Apicomplexa, Aconoidasida, Piroplasmida, Babesiidae.
AUGCCUGACUAUCGUGCAAUACUACGUGAUGCGCUUUCUCCACGGCUAGAGCGCGACCUUACGCUACUGCCGUCGGUGUGCCUUUCGGAUAUUCCCGAAGAAGGACCCUUCGGUCGAGUAAUCCGUGAACCGUCGGUUGCGGAGACGCGUACGCUCUUUGAUCAUGGUAUCCGAGAGCUGUGUAAUGGCGGUUACGCCCUGUUGAUCCUUUCCGGGGGACUCGCAACGCGUCUGGGUGCUAAGUUACCAAAGGCGGCGCUACCAAUAUCACCAGUUCAAGGCAAGACUCUCAUACAACUUCAUUUAGAACGGGUGAGGCGCCUGGAGGCGUUGAUGAAACCGGGAACCCCAAAUCUACCAGUGUUCAUCAUGACCUCCAGGUUUAACCAUGAUGCCAUUGCUAGUUAUCUCAAGUCCUUAAACUAUUGCGACCUUCAUGAAGGCCAGGUAGUAUUAUUUAUGCAGGAUACUGCGCCGUAUCUACAAUUUAACGGGCAUGAUUUUUUUCCUACGUCCUUAGAUGGCAGCACUGUGGCCGAGGCACCCAAGGGUAACGGAGAUGUGUUCAAUGCGCUGUCCCGAUGCUCAGAGUUCAUGGAUCAUUUGAAAUGUAUGCGCAUGUUGCAUGUUAUAGCUAUAGACAACGCAUUGUCUCGACCACUGGACCCCGAACUUCUGGGAUUGGCUUUGAGGUUUCCCGGUAUAGAGGUGUUGAACAAAUGUGUAGUGCGCCGAAGGGGGGAAAACGUUGGUGUCUUCUGCUUGGGCAAAGUGCCAUGUGUCGUAGAGUAUAGCGAAUUGGAGAAGUUGCCAGAUGCAUCAUUUCUCAACGGAUCGUCCACAGUAUAUGGUAACAUGUGCGACCAUCUAUUUUCUGGCGAGUUUCUCCGGCGUAUAAUCGAUGAACGUCUUUUCGAGUUGCUACCAUACCAUGCAGCCAAAAAGGCUCUCAUGAGUAGCAACGCGACGGGUCAACCCGCUGAAUCUAACGGAUAUUCGCUAGAGCUCUUCAUCUUCGAUGUGUUCCAGUUUGCUUCAAGGUUGCUAUGCGUAGAGGUAAACCGUGACAUGCAGUUCGCACCUGUAAAGUACCGUGCGGACUGUGACAUGUCCAACCUUCUUUCGGUCCAGCAUCGAAUGAACAAUGUGGCAAGACAGUGGCUGGAGUCAGCAGGUGCCAUCUUAGGUGAUGGCUUCUUCGAGAUAUCGCCCUCUGUGAGUUACUGUGGUGAAGGGUUAGAGCGCUACUCUGGUAUGCACCUCGAAGGUACACUAUACAUCGAAUAG